UUUUGGCUAAGAUCAAGUGUAGUAUCUGUUCUUAUCAGUUUAAUAUCUGAUAUGUGGGCCAUCGGUCCACACGAUAUUAACUCUAUUUUUUAAGGGAGAAAGCCCGUUAUGAUAGCUUGCUAUCUGGGCUUUCGCGAGUCGCCCAUGCGUUGCACUACUGCACGGGCCUGGCUCAACCCGCCAAUAUCAGUCCAAAAUAAUUCUAAAAUAACAAUUUGGAAAGAACUAAAAACCAACUUGAACCGCAAUUAAGUGCUAAAUUGGUGAAUUUCUUCAAAACCAAACCGACCCCAAUUUCAGAACCAACCUACCAAAUACCAAACCGAAACUCUUCGCUGUUUGGUUCAACUGAAGGAAAAAAAUGUCGGAGCAAACGGUGUAAAUUUGCGAGAGGAGAAGAGAUGGGAGAAAUGGGAAAGGCGAUCGGAUUGCUGAUGAGCGGGACGCUAGUGUAUUACCAUUGCGUUAAUCGGAACGCGACUCUUCUCUCACUCCUCUCUGAUGUUCUCAUUGUUCUCUUAUCUUCCCUCGCCCUCCUCGGCCUUCUUUUCCGUCAACUCAAUGUCUCAGUACCUGUGGAUCCAUUAGAGUGGCAAAUAUCACAGGACACAGCAUGUAACAUUGUUGCGCGCGUAGCUAAUACUGUUGGAGCAGCUGAAUCCGUUCUGCGGGUUGCAGCAACAGGACAUGACAAGAGGCUAUUUCUUAGGGUUGUGGUCUGUCUUUACUUCUUGGCAGCUCUAGGACGAAUCAUAUCGGGUAUUACCAUUGCCUAUGCAGGACUAUGUUUGUUCUGUCUCUCCAGGCUUUUUCAGAGUUCUGAUCGAAACUCUGUAUUGAACCGAAGAAACCGAGAUAUUUUGGAACGAGAAGCAUCUUCAGAGUUCUGAUGUACUAUCUGAACUUGUUCUCUUCUUAUUUUUUGUUCUUUUUUCCACCACGCAUGUUCAUAGCUUUCGAUAGUUGUAAUAAUUCUUGCACUUCCUAAUUGAAUAAAUAUUUUUCCUAA
Messenger RNA from Camelina sativa (false flax), 1009 nucleotides. RefSeq names its product reticulon-like protein B23. NCBI's taxonomy places the organism in Eukaryota, Viridiplantae, Streptophyta, Magnoliopsida, Brassicales, Brassicaceae. The record is from RefSeq and is a predicted model, not a curated record.